Molecule: messenger RNA, 732 nt
Organism: Phascolarctos cinereus (koala)
Lineage: Eukaryota; Metazoa; Chordata; Mammalia; Diprotodontia; Phascolarctidae
Source: RefSeq, a predicted model, not a curated record
UACCAGAAAGACCCUAACAGACCUGUCCUGGACAGAGAAAGGCUUUACGGGGACCUGAGGAACCAGACAUAUGGCAUCUCCAUGCUGGGCCCCUACUGCCUUGCUAAGGACAGUCUCUAUCUCAAUGCUCUAGGGUCAGGGACUGCAUCCUCAUCUGCAACCUCUCUGGAGCCCACAAAGCCUGGAGGCUCCUCAGCUCCUGCAUCAACUGCAUUUACCCCAGAAGCAUCUCUCGUUCCUUCCCUCACCACAGCCACUGGCCACAGCCUGGAAGCUUUCACACUGAACUUCACCACCACCAACCUGCUCUACACAACAGAUGUGGAAAACACUGGUUCCAGUAAAUUCAGCACCACAGAGAAAAUGCUGCAGCACCUGGAAUAGCAGCACUGGCUCCCUCUAGUCUGAAUGCAGAGUGACAUCUUUGAGCUGUAAGAAGCAACAGGAAUGAAUGCUGUGUGCCUCCACUGGAGAGAACCCAGUGUCCUCUUUCUGGACAGAGAGAGGGUUUAUUGUGAGCUGAGCAAACUGAGAAAUGGAAUCACCAGACUUGGCCCCUACAUCUUGGAUAAGAACAGUCUCUACGUCAAUGGUGAGCAGCCUGUCUCUCCCCAGUCCAUCUUUGUAUAAUCCUAGUACUAACCUCUUUUCCUAUUGUCCUCAAUUUAUUCAGUCCCUCGCCUCCCCUUGAACCUUUUCUUCUCAUUCUUCCUUUGUUUAGCCAACUACAUA